Molecule: messenger RNA, 3712 nt
Organism: Oncorhynchus kisutch (coho salmon)
Lineage: Eukaryota; Metazoa; Chordata; Actinopteri; Salmoniformes; Salmonidae
Product: dymeclin-like
Exons: 17
Coding region: 284-2281 (665 amino acids)
Biological process (GO): Golgi organization
Cellular component (GO): Golgi apparatus
Source: RefSeq, a predicted model, not a curated record
GCCUAACUGUCAGACGUCACGUGCGCGCAAGUCUGUGGCGACGUGAAAAUAUGAUGGAAUAGGACGAGUCAAAUCAAGAGUUCUCAAAUUAGCAAACGGUUGUUUAUCAUUGACAUCUACAUCAUUAGCUACUGUUCAGUAAGCAGAAGACUUCAGAAGAACCUGGGAGACGUAAGCUAGCUAGGUGCCACGAGAGCAGUGAAUUUGACAGUACAGUACCUGACGUGGUAGUGGGAGAUGAAACCGUGAGAUUGAGCCUCUCCCUAGAUCCACAUCCCAUGAGAUGGGAGCCAACACAAGCCAGGUCAGUGACCUGUCAGAGAACCAGAGCCUCCGGACCCUGAUCGGCACAGAGUCCAUCUCAGAUAAUGACCCCUUCUGGAACCAGCUAAUCUCCUUCACAUUCAUCAGCCCCACUAGCAGUGGUAACUCCAAGCUGUUGGAAGAGGCUGUUAUUCCCCUGGCCAAGAUCCUGAUUGAGAACAAUCCCAGAACAGGGAAUUUUGGAGCCCUAGUGAGAAUAUUCCUGGGAAGAACCAAAGAGUUGAAAAUAUCCACAGAAUGCCAAGAUCAGCUGUUCAUCUGGCAGGCCCACAAUACUUUGUUCAUGAUUCGCUGCCUUCUCAAAGUCUUCAUCAGGGAGAUGACAGAGGAGGAGCUGCACUUACAGUUCUCCUACCAGGAGAGGGUGCCAGGCUCCUGUGACACAGGGAGCGAGGUACUGCUGGAAGAGCUGAUGUGUAACCUCGUACACCUGGUGGUGGAGGUUCCCCUGCUGGACAUCACGUACAGUAUCCUGUUUGAGGCUGUGACCACCAUGCUGGUGCUGCUGUCCUACCAACUCUUUCACAAGGAGAUCCUGAGAGACGGACUCAUCUACCAGUACCUGAUGAAGGGGCGAUGUUUGUCCCUGACCAGUCAGUUGGUGAAGACUCUGCUGUAUAACAUCAUCAGACAGGAGAAGUGUCCGCCUCCUGCCACACACAUCUUUGAACAGCAGUCUGACAGAGGAGGCCUGCUCUACGGACUUGCCUCGGGAGUAGCAAGUGGGUUGUGGAGUGUGUUCGCGCUGGGUGGAGUCGGCAGUAAGCCAGGAUUGGAACAGGAACAGAACCCUCUGCCACUGUCCAAUCAGAGCCUGUUAUUGCUUCUGGUGCUAGCCAAUCUGACAGAUGGACCCAACAACUGUCCCAAUCCCUACAGACAGGCUGUCACAUGCUUCAAAAACACACAAGACAUGUCAUCCGUCCCUACAGAGCAGCACCAUAUGUUCCAGAUUAACUUCAACAGCCUUUACACAGCUCUGUGUGAGCAGCAGAGAUCCGACCAGGCUACACUGAUACUCUACACACUACUACAUCAGAACACUAACAUGAGGACGUACAUGCUGUCACGCACAGACAUGGAGAACCUGGUGAUGCCCAUCCUCAAGGUCCUGUAUCAUGUGGAAGACAGGAACUCUCAUCACGUCUACAUGGCCCUCAUCAUCCUCCUCAUCCUCACUGAGGAAGAUACCUUCAAUAGGUCCAUACAUGAGGUGGUAUUAAAAAACAUAACUUGGUAUUCAGAGCGUUCAUUAACAGAAAUCUCCCUGGGUAGUCUACUCAUCCUAGUUGUCAUACGCACCAUCCAGUUCAACAUGACACGGACCAGGGAUAAGUACCUGCACACCAACUGCCUGGCUGCCCUGGCCAAUAUGUCUGCCCAGUUCCGCUGCCUACACCAGUAUGCAGCCCAGCGCAUCAUCAGCCUGUUUGCACUGCUGUCCAAGAAGCACAACAAGAUUUUGGAGCAGGCUACCCAGUCUCUACGGGGCCUGCGGCGGGCAGACUACGCCCAGGACCUGAAUGUGAUUGAGGAGGUGAUCAGGAUGAUGCUGGAGAUCAUCAACUCGUGUCUGUCGAACUCUCUACACCACAACCCCAACCUGGUCUACGCCCUGCUCUACAAGAGAGAGCUCUUUGAACAGUUCAGAACACACCCAUCCUUCCAGGACAUCAUGCAGAACCUCGACACAGUGAUAGGUUUCUUCAGCCAGCGUCUUGAGGCAGCAGGGACAGACUUGUCAGUAGAGAGGGUUCAGGAGGUCAUCAUGAAGGGAGCACAGGCCCUGCCCAAAGACCGCCUCAAGAAGUUCCCGGAGCUGAAGUUUAGGUAUGUGGAGGAGGACCAGCCGGAAGACUUCUUCAUCCCUUACGUGUGGUCCCUGGUUUUCAACUCUGGAGUAGGCCUUAACUGGAGCCCUACAGGCAUAGAACUCUUCAGCAUGGACUCUGGCUGAUUGUGAGAGUUCACGUCUGUCUAGCUAUGGGCCAAUCCAAACUUCCAUUUUAGUCAAAUGUUCACUUAGUCAUGCAUCGAUGUAAAUGGGAGAUGUUACCUUAGUGGAAGUUAAGAUUCGCCCGUGUGUGUGUGUGUGUGUGUGUGUGUGUGUGCGCGAACUGCUUUGGAAGUGCCUCUACAGACAGAUCCCUGGGUUACUAUGGGAUGUUAGACAGGAGGACAUUGAAUAUACUGGUCUUCCUUUCUGCUCCUAUUUGUUCAUAUCAGACAAACUUUUCCUCUGUGCUUCCACGUAGCCUGGUUAGUCCAGACUGAACACUGAGCUCACCAUUGUGAGUCAUAAUUCAGUCUGGUACAACCAGGCUAGCUUCCACAUGGUUCAGCUCCACAACCAGACCUCAACAGCAGCACUGAAUACUAAGGAUGGUACUCUUAACAGAGACAGUUUGUUUUCUCCGUUAUUGGGAGUUUGGUGCAUUUUCUGUCCUCAGUCUUUCUCAGGUUUUCUCUGGUUUUGCCUCACUUCAAAUUCACCCUUGGUUCUUUUGGGUUUGCUUAAAACGUUCUCUUUUUUUAUGAAGUGAAGUAGUUAUGGUUCAAAUCAAUUUAAAAAAUCAGAGUAUUCAGAGUAUUCAACUGUCAGAGUAUUCAGAGCAACAUCCUAGGUUGAGGACUGUACAGUUGAUAACAGUUAACUAUUGGUGAUGACCUAGAGGUGUCAAUACGAUACUUGUCGCUGUAGCCUAGUCCCAGAACUUGUCACAUACAGAAUCUGGGACCAGGCUUUCUUAAGUCAUGUCUUUACCACAGUAAUUAUUUAUUAUCAGUAGUUUAGCAAAACAGGGGGUCCUUAUUUUCAAUGUUAUUUUGUGCACAAUCAUGUUUGUUUGUUUAUUUUCUUGUUUUAUAGGAUUUGUUUUUUUAAUUAUUGUAUUUAUGUAUGGAUUUUGAUAUUUGCCCCCACCAAAACAUAAACGACAAUCAACAGCAACAACAGUAGCAAAAUGAGAUCCUUAAUAUCCUUGUAAAGGAACAUCAGCAAAUAAUUUUAUUCCUGGUAGUUACGUAUUUGUCUUAAUGUCAAUAUAGAACAACAACAACUGACAAAGUUGAAUUUAGGAAGCAUAAUUAUUAAAAAUAUAAAAAUAACUAUAUACUGUAGUUAUAUACUGCCUUGUAAAUGUUCCAGGAUGCGUCGAAAUUGGUACCCUAUUCCCUAUAUAGUGCACUACUAUAGUGCACUACUUCUUCCUGAAGUGGUGCACUUGUCCACUACUUCCCACACAUUUAAAUCCAUUGAAGGGAGGUGAACAAGUGCUCACUUUGGGGAAAAAGGAGAGAUUAUUCGGAUGUACCCAAAGAUGUAUUCUCUCCUUUCAUUCAGUAACGAGAGUAUUCUCUAUAGUGAGUGCGUGAAGUUUGAGAAGCA